Messenger RNA from Oreochromis niloticus (Nile tilapia), 2845 nucleotides. RefSeq names its product amyloid-beta A4 precursor protein-binding family A member 3. The coding region runs from base 320 to 2470 and encodes 716 amino acids. Lineage: Eukaryota; Metazoa; Chordata; Actinopteri; Cichliformes; Cichlidae. The record is from RefSeq and is a predicted model, not a curated record. Gene Ontology annotation, cellular component: plasma membrane; cytoplasm; dendritic spine. Gene Ontology annotation, biological process: chemical synaptic transmission. The transcript is spliced from 11 exons. Gene Ontology annotation, molecular function: protein binding; amyloid-beta binding.
UGUGAGACGCUGCGGUAGCACGUGAACGCAGCACGACUACAGAGUCAGCCGAUAAAUAAAAGCUGUCAGUCGGCAACGGCAGCAACAAUGAGUGGGAAAUGCUGCUUUAAACACUAAAAGUGUCUCAUCUUCGGAGUAUGUGACAUUGCUGAAUUUAACAGUGUCGGUAUUAUUAGUAUGAAGAAUAAAACGAAGCCAGAGUUUUGGAAAACGUUCAAAUUCCAAACCACGUCAACUCAUCUGUCGUGGCACCUACGGGAGUCUGAGUGUGGACACAAAGAGAGCGACAGAGAUUUAAAAUAUCAGGCUUUCUUACAGAAUGGACUCAGACUGCCUCCCUGCAUCCGCAGACUCCCUGCUGUUUGAUCCGGUUCCUGUUCAUGGAGCUUCAGGAGUUGAGGUCAGCAGCAGCUCUGCAGCAGCUCUGUCAGGUUCAGAGGCAGAGGAUCUGGAUUCGUACAACCUGAUCGAGCCUCCACCCUUAGAGUGGAGGUCAGACACCUCUAGUGAAGCUGGUUCAGCAGACGAUCUGGAUGAUGCCAGCCUUCCCACCUCAGCUGACUGUCUCAACAAGGCAGGUCUGGGUGAGUCAGUAUCGCUUCCUUUGGUUGAGAGAGACAUUUUGACUCCAGUCGACGUGAACCAGCUGGAUCUUGUGGGAAAAGUUAAGCAGCCAACUGAGGAUGUCGAGGCGAAAUCCACAGACAAGGCUGAAGCAGGUGUGGGGGAAGUGAGGGCUGAGGGCUUUAAGGACACAGAGGAAGAUCAAGCAGUGGUGACAUUUGGGGAUGUUGAGAACAAGAGAGGUGAAGAGGAGGCUGCUGAAAGGAGAUCAAAUGAUGAAGACCAUAGGCAUAUCCACACCCUGCUCAGUCAGCUCCAACUAAUGGAGGAAGAGCCACAUCCCAGUCAUCGGACGCCAUCAAAUCGUCAUUACUCCAGGCGGUCUGAGCUGGAAGCAUGUGGUCCUUCUUCAAUAAAAGAGGACAGCGCUGAAACCACAGGGCUGCUCUUCUCUGAAAGCCACCAGAGAGAUCUGCUGGGGAUGCUGCAGUGCACAGAGAUAGGUGCUACACCCCGUCCUACCUCUCUGCCGCACAGAGGGGACGUGGACGCUGUGGUGUCAGUUUCCUACAGCCAGGAGGACGCACAGAGGUUCUGGAGGCAUCACGGGAAUGGUCAACAACGACGGCACAGGGACGACUCCCUCACCUCACUGCCUGAUGAUGAGUAUCCCGAGCCAGUGUGGAUGAAGCUGGGAGAGCAGCCUCCAGAGGAAGAAGCUACUGCAGAGAGCGAGCAGAGUGCUGAUGACCAGCCUUCAUAUAAAGAUGUGCCUGGUCCUUGUGAUCCUGAAGACCUUUUGGAUGGAGUGAUUUUUGGUGCCAAGUAUCUUGGCUCCACUCAGAUCAAAUCAGAGAAGAACCCGUCUACAAACGCUCGUAUGGCCCAGGCUCAGGAGGCUGUGGACCGAAUAAAGGCUCCAGAAGGAGAGUCCCAACCAAUGACAGAAGUGGAUCUGUUCAUUUCUACUCAAAGAAUCAAAGUGCUCACUACUGACACGCAGGAAGCCAUGAUGGAUCAUGCUCUGCAGAUGAUCUCUUACAUCGCUGACAUCGACAACAUUGUGGUCUUAAUGGCACGAAGGAAACGUAAAGGGCAGGAUGGUGACACCGACUCAAACUCUUCGUCGUCAUCCGCAAAGAAGUGCUUGAUGAUCUGCCAUGUGUUCUCCUCUGAGGAUGCUCAGAUCAUAGCCCAGGCUAUCGGGCAGGCGUUUGGAGUGGCUUACCAGCAGUUCCUCCAGGCCAACGGCAUCAAGGCCAGCGAUCUGAGGCCCGGCGAGUACAGUGACUACCUGGAAAGUCAGGAACUCUACAACGGAGACUUGGCCCACUUCUCUGACUCUCAAAACCUCAGAGAAGUAAUCAUGACCAAGGCUCCAGGGGAGAUCUUGGGACUGGCGGUGGUAGAGUCGGGCUGGGGCUCCAUCCUCCCAACAGUGGUGGUGGCCAACCUCCUCCACGGAGGCCCGGCUGAACGCUGUGGUGAGCUCAGCAUCGGGGACCGCAUCAUGUCCAUCAACGGAACAAGCCUCGUGGGUCUGCCCAUCACCACCUGCCAGAACAUCAUCCGCGAUCAGAAAAGCAAGAAGUAUGUGAGGCUCAGCAUCGUCCACUGUCCUCCCGUCACCAUGGCAAUUAUCAGGAGACCAGAUCCGAAAUUUCAGCUGGGCUUCAGCGUGGAAGAUGGCAUUAUUUGUAGUCUGAUGCGGGGUGGUAUAGCAGAGAGAGGAGGAAUCCGCGUCGGGCACCGCAUCAUUGAAAUCAACGGGCAGAGCGUCGUUGCAACACCGCAUGAUAAGAUCAUCCAGAUUCUGACAAACGCUGUAGGGGAGAUCCACCUGAAGACGAUGCCAGCUUCAACGUAUCGUCUGUUAACAGGACAAGAGCAGCCAGUGUUUCUCUGAGCACUUCCUGUUUCACCUGGACAAAAAUUCUUCAGUAUUCAAACUUCAUGAGCUUUUGCCAAACUGAAAAUAUUAUGCAAGUGUGUUACAGGCUGUUGUCACACCACUGAAAGCUGCAAACCAGACUAGUUAUGCAUGUUUUUAGGACAAUAAGAACAUCUGAAUAUGAAAGUGCGAUUUAAAAUGACAGGGAUAGGUAGUAGCUCUUCAUUUGUAUUUAUCACAUAUUUACAUUUCAGGCAGUAGCUGAGAUGCAGUAAUGCUUUUUUUACUUUGCUUACUUACUUAGUGGUGAGCAGCGUCAGAAACACUGUACUUCAUUAGUCUUCCAGCCUGUCGUGUGGCGCCGGUGUGCCUGAGGUAAAUAUGCUUGAA